Messenger RNA from Asparagus officinalis (garden asparagus), 2079 nucleotides. RefSeq lists its product as uncharacterized. The transcript is spliced from 2 exons. Lineage: Eukaryota; Viridiplantae; Streptophyta; Magnoliopsida; Asparagales; Asparagaceae. The record is from RefSeq and is a predicted model, not a curated record. Bases 1 to 2079 code for a protein of 692 amino acids.
AUGGCCCGUAACUACAUCAGAGAUAAAGAUUGGAUGUACGUGGGUCGUGCAGAACGCAUGCAAUCUAUUUUCGUUAAUGGAGUUGGUGCUUUCAUGGACUUUGUACGUAGACACGAUAUGGUCCGCCAUGGGAGACUCAUUUGUCCAUGUAAAUUAUGCGCGAAUAGGUUGCAUCAAUUGGAGGAAGAAGUAGAACUUCACAUUGUGAAGAAUGGUUUUGUUAGCGAUUACAAAACUUGGGUAUAUCAUGGACAAAUUGAAGGUCUCAGUGAUGCAGAUGAAGAAGAACAAGAAGAUGACAACUUAUUUCUUGAUGAAGAAAUGGAGGAAAUGGUUGAGGUAGCUCUUGGUAACACUAGCCCUGCUGAAGAUCCUCCUUUCGGAGGGCAUCGUGAAGACAAUUAUGAUAAGUACAUGAAUGAUGCUAAGAGGCCCAUUUAUGAGAAUGCAAAACACUCCACGCUGUCAUGGUUUGUCCAUCUAUUCCAAAUUAAAUGUCUAAAUAAAUGGAGCAACAAGUCAUUUACAAUGCUCCUCAAGUUUCUUAAAGAUUCUAUGCCUCCGGGGAACCAUGUGCCUGAUAACUGGUACGAAGCUCAAAAGAUAAUGUCUAAUCUGGGUCUAAAGUGUGAGAUGAUACACGCAUGUCCUAAUGAUUGUAUAAUUUAUUGGAAAGAAAAUUCAGAUAAUACGGAGUGUCCUACUUGCGGAGAGGCUAGAUAUAAGAAGAAAGUACAUGGUCAAAAGAAGGAUAUACCUAUCAAGUUAGUACGAUACUUUCCCAUUACACAGAGGCUGCAGAGGCUAUUCAAGUGUAAGAAGACAGCGGUGGCGAUGACUUGGCAUCACCGUGCACGUCCAAGUGAAAAUGGACGAAUGAGUCAUCCUAGAGAUACGCCUGCAUGGAAGGAUUUUGACAGUAGGCACCCAACAUUUAGUCAGGAACCUCGUAAUAUCAGGCUGGGAUUGGCUAGUGAUGGCUUUUGCCCCUUCAGCUUUAAGGGCAAUCCCCACAGCACAUGGCCCGUUGUGAUGAUGAUUUAUAACCUCUCACCGUGGUUGGCUAUGGACCAAUCAUAUUUCAUGAUGCCUCUUCUUAUUGAUGGUCCAAAGUCACCGGGAAACAAUAUUGAUGUCUAUCUUCGACCUCUUAUCGAAGAGUUAAAGUCUUUAUUCAUUGAUGGUGUGGAUACAUACGAUGCAGACACGGGGACAAACUUCACCAUGCGUGUAGCCUUAAUGUGGACAAUCAAUGAUUUUCCCGCGUAUGGAAUGCUAUCUGGUUGGUCUGUACAUGGUUAUACUGCAUGUCCUUACUGUCAUCUCCAGACAACAUCGAAAAGACUACCCUUUAGCAAAAAGACUUGUUAUUGCGGCCAUCGGCGCAUGUUGGAUGAAAAUCAUCCGUACAGAGAUGAUAUCAUCCACUUUGAUGGUACUAAAGAGAAUCGCCCGCGUCCAGACCCAUUAUCCGGAGAGGAUAUACUUGCUCAGUGGAAUGGUAAAAACAAUGUGACUUUUGGAAAAAUAAAGGGAAGGCAAGAAACACCACAGGGAUGGAACAAGAAAAGUAUCUUCUUCGAACUACCCUACUGGAAGACAAAUAAAGUGCGGCACAAUCUAGACGUCAUGCACAUUGAGAAGGGAGUAUCUGAGCACAUACUUAACUUACUUCUCUGUAAAGAUGGAAAAUCAAAAGAUAACCUUAAAGCUCGAAGGGAUCUGCAGGCGUGGAACAUUAGAAAAGAGUUGCAUCCUAUACCGAAGGCAGAGAGAAAACCGCAUCAAUCAUCACAGCAGCAGCACGUCCAACAAGUGUCCAGGCCUGCCACAGCAGCUCCAACAGGCAGCAGGCAACAGUCAGCAGCAGCAGGCAAACAGUCAGGCAGGCAGCAGCAACAGCUUCAAGCAGGCAGCGUGCAGCGCAGCGCAGCUACAACAGGCAGCAGCAGCAAACGUCAGCUAGCAGAGCUAGCAGCAGCACAGCUUCAACAACAGCAGGCCAGCAGCUUCAGCAGGGCAGGCAGUCCAGCAGCAGCAGCAACUACUUGGGAUCACAGCUGUAAUAUCAAGAAAUAA